This is a messenger RNA of Lucilia sericata (common green bottle fly), 5219 nucleotides long. RefSeq names its product band 3 anion transport protein (gene Ae2). Gene Ontology annotation, molecular function: solute:inorganic anion antiporter activity; monoatomic anion transmembrane transporter activity. Gene Ontology annotation, cellular component: plasma membrane. The record is from RefSeq and is a predicted model, not a curated record. Gene Ontology annotation, biological process: regulation of intracellular pH; bicarbonate transport; transmembrane transport. The transcript has 17 exons. Lineage: Eukaryota; Metazoa; Arthropoda; Insecta; Diptera; Calliphoridae. Bases 552 to 4304 code for a protein of 1250 amino acids.
AAAUCAUUACUGUGAGAAACGUGAAAACGGCAACACAUACGAUCAAGUUCAAGUUUUGUUUGUUGAUACUUUUUAUUUUUUUUUUCUCUCGCCUUUGUUGUUUUUCUAUAAACUUUUUGUUGUUGUUUUACUUGUUGUUAUAAUUAUUUUUGUUUUAUUGUUAUUAUUAUUGAUUUUUGUUGUUGUUAAAAAAAGAGAAUAAAUAAACGAAGAAAAAAGAAGCAUUACAAUUGUUGUUGGUGUCCAUUGCUAAUGGAAACAAACCUACCAUCAUACAUGCAUGCAGCAAUAUUAUUAUGUUUAACUUCGUACUCAAAACAAUAAACAAAACAAUACACCGCAUACGAUAAGGUUUCUUUUGUAUAAGUAAUAAAAAUUCAAAAGGAUUAUAUUAAUGUCGAGAUUUUUCAAAGACGUCUAUAAGAAACUUAUGCAAAUUAUAGGACCAUAGGCUUAAACAACCUGGUCCUUAAAAUAUACAUAUACAAAUUUGUGUACUUAAAAGUGCUAACACAUACGAAAGAAGUAAAGUGGAGUAAGAAAAUCUCAAAAUGAGUUUUAGCGGCCAAGGAUCAUCGAACGAUAAUGUUCGAAAAUUAUCAUUUCUUAGUUUUAAUACUAAAAAGUCUGGUGGAAAUGAAGAUCCUCAUGAAGUUCUCUUGGACUCGGAAAUGGAAAAAGUUUUCGCUGGUCCAAGUUCAUUAAAGGAAAAAUUUGAUGUGACCACAUUUCAGGACACGGUACAUCCAGUAGGAUCUUAUAAACCUAAAAAUGUACAUCGCACAAAAAAUCUAAAUAGCGAUCUUAAUAUUGAAGAAGAUUCAGAAUACGAACACAAUAAUGAUUCAUCAAAUGCACAAAAUUAUGAUGAUAUACCAGAAGAUUUUCCCUUAGUUUCCGAACGUGCUGGGCAUGGUGAUCAUUCGGAUAAUUCGGCUGAUGAAAAACACGUACAAUUUGGUAAGAAGAAGGCAACUGUUGUUACACCCCCUAGUUUAAGCUAUGAUGAACAACCCAACGAUAAUAUACACGAACGUAAAAGAAGAAAAAGCCGCCAUCAGUAUUAUAGACAACGUAAAUUUUCCCAUCAAGACAGCGUGGAAGCCAAAAAAGUUACUGAAGAAAACGGCGAUGCCGGUAAUCGUAAAAUAUCAGCACCGGAAGAUGCCACUUUGGAGGCAUUUCCGAAGGCCUCCCAGGAAGCGGAUCUUAAUGAAUUAAGAUCACAUCGUUCAGAUGAUCCCAGAGCAUUGAGAAGGCACAAAAUUCAUCAUUCAUCGAUUAAACUGAGAGAGUUACCACAAAUCAGUGUAGCUGGCUUACAACAGGCAAAGAAAAUAUUUGAUCAUAGUCCACAUGAGAUUUUUGUGCAACUUGAUGAACUUAUUGGUGCCGGAGAGGAUCGCGAAUGGAAAGAAACAGCCCGUUGGAUCAAAUAUGAAGAAGACGUCCAAGAGGGCUCCGAUCGUUGGGGCAAACCUCACGUAGCAUCUCUCUCCUUUCAUUCCUUACUUAAUUUGCGUCGUUGUCUAGAAACCGGUGUAGUUCUGUUGGAUUUAAAUGAAAAGGAUUUACCAGCCGUUGCAUAUCGUGUUGUCGAACAGAUGGUUAUUGAAGAUUUAAUUAAUUCCGAUGACAAACCAUCUGUAUUGCGUUCUUUACUGUUGCGCCAUCGUCAUGUAAAUGAAAAUCAAAAUGGUUUUCCUUUUACGAAACGUAAAUACAACAGUUACACCAGUCUACAGUUGCUAUGGAUGGGACAUGAUCAUCAGCAACAUUUACAACCACAACAAGCAAAUCGUCUACAUCCAAAUAUUGCACGUCCACGACGCUCUGUUUGUGAAACUCUGAGUGCACCACCAACAGCAAUUGUAGUCGAACCAAAUGCAACAAAUCGCCGUCAUUCAACGUUAUCGUAUUUGGGUAAUCUUUCGGGCGAUGAUAAGAAAAUUAAAAUUAUGCCUGCCUUGGAAAUUGGUGGUAGCAAGAAGAGCAAUGAUUUGAAAAUUGAUAUGAAAGAUGAUUUGUAUUCUUCAUCCCAGGAAGAUUUGAAGAAACUACAAAAUGAUACUAUACUUAAGAGGAUACCACAUGGUGCAGAGGCCACUACAGUAUUGGUGGGUGCAGUUGAUUUCCUGGAACAACCCACCAUUGCCUUUGUACGUUUGGCUGAGGGUGUACCUAUGCCUAGUCUUACCGAAGUUCCCAUACCCGUACGUUUCAUGUUCAUCCUAUUGGGUCCACCCACUUUGGAUUUGGAUUAUCAUGAAGUCGGUCGUUCUAUUGCUACUUUGAUGGCCAAUGAAUCCUUUCAUUCCAUUGCUUAUAAAGCAGAUGAUCGUAAAGAUUUACUCUCCGCCAUUAAUGAGUUUUUGGAUGACUCUAUUGUCUUGCCACCUGGUAAUUGGGAUCGCCAUGAUUUGCUGCCCUUCGAGGAAUUGAAAGCUAAAAAAGACUGGAUUCGUUUGCGUAAGAACAAAGCUUUACAAGUUAAGAAGGAGAUGAAAGAUAAAGCCAAUCUGCAUAAGGAAGUUUUGAAAGCUGCCAUUGAAAAGAAGCAGGAAGAUGCUAGUGAUGAUGAUGGUGAUAAGAAAAAGCCAAGUCCUUUAGAGAAAACACACCGACUUUGGGGUGGUUUGCGCAAUGAUCUCAAACGUCGUUUGCCCAUGUAUAAAAGUGAUAUAAUGGAUGGUUUGAACACUGAGACCUUGGCCGCCACCGUAUUCAUGUACUUUGCUUGCCUUUCAACAGCUAUAACAUUUGGUGGCUUGGCUUCAGAAAAGACACAUAAUCUUAUUGGCAUAUCGGAAACCUUGUUAAGUGCCUCAAUUGUGGGAGUAAUCUUUCAUAGUUUGGCCGGCCAGCCUUUGGUGAUAAUAGGCACCACUGGUCCUCUACUGUUGUUCGAUGAGGCUUUGAAUAACUUUUGCAAAGAAAACAACAUUAACUUUUUAACAAUCCGAGCCUAUAUUGGUAUUUGGUUGGCAGUUAUAUCUAUAUUGGUGUCAGCCUUCGAGGGCAGCGUGUAUGUGCGUCUGCUAACACGUUUUACCCAGGAAAUUUUCUCCGCUCUUAUUACUUUAAUCUAUAUCGUAGAAACUCUUAUGAAAUUAGUAUCUGUAUAUAAGAAUCAUCCACUUCUAGCCGAUUACAAUUUGCCACCACCCAGUUUAGGCCUUAAUGCUACUCUAGACUUUGUUAACUCCAACGCCAGUGACUUAAUCAAUGGCAAUGAAACUGCAACGAAUGCCACCAUAAAUGUAGAAUACAAUAGUAAUGUUAAAAUGAAUAUGCCCAACACAGCUUUGUUUUGUACAAUUCUAACAUUGGGCACCUUUACCGUGGCCUACUACUUGAAAUUAUUCCGCAACUCACACUUUUUGGGCCGUAAUGCUCGCAGAGCUUUAGGCGAUUUUGGUGUACCUAUAGCCAUUACAAUAUUUGUAAUGGUUGACUAUUUUAUACCGGCUGUUUAUACCGAGAAGUUAAGUGUGCCAGAAGGCUUAUCACCCAGUGAUCCUACCACUCGCGGCUGGUUGGUCAGUUUGGGUCCCAUUGAAACUUGGAUUCCCUUUAUGGCUGGAAUACCUGCAAUUUUAGUGUAUAUAUUGAUAUUUAUGGAAUCCCAUAUUUCGGAAUUGAUUGUGGAUAAACCGGAACGUGGCCUAAAGAAAGGUUCAGGAUUGCAUUUUGAUAUAGUUUUGCUGUGUUGCCUGAAUACCUUCUGUGGUUUCUUUGGCAUGCCUUGGCAUUGCGCCGCUACUGUGCGUUCAGUGGCACAUGUUUCUGCUCUGACUAUUAUGUCAAGAACACAUGCUCCUGGUGAAUCUCCACGUAUAAUUGAUGUUAAGGAACAACGAGUUUCGGGUUUCUUUGUUGCUUUAAUGAUUGGUCUUUCAGUAACAAUGGCACCAUUGCUGCGUCUCAUACCAAUGGCUGUGUUAUUUGGUGUUUUCCUUUAUAUGGGUAUUGCAUCAAUGAGUGGAGUACAAUUCUUCGAAAGAAUACGUUUGUUCUUUAUGCCAGUGAAACAUUAUCCACCCACUCCGUAUGUGAAGAGAGUUCCUACAUGGAAGAUGCAUUUGUUUACGUUUAUACAAGUUUUAUGUUUGGUAUUACUAUGGGCUGUGAAAUCAUCGAAAAUCUCUUUGGCUUUUCCAUUCUUUUUAAUUAUGAUGGUGCCCAUAAGGCAGAGAUUGGCAGCUUUAUAUAAGCCACAAGAAAUGCAAGCCUUGGAUGGCAAUGAAGCUAAUGCUGAUGAAGAUGAACCAGAUUUCUACGAAGAGGCAACCAUUCCUGCAUAGAGAAGAAUACUUCAUAUACAAUUUAAGAAGAUAUUGCACAAAAAAACUAUUUAUGUAAUUAUAUAGAAAUAUAAAUAAUGUUAUUUGUUUCAUUGUUAAAACCAUAUUAGAGUCUACUUAAUGUUAAAUUAAACUUCAAAAAAAAAAAAAAAUUAUGCAAAAAAAAAGUAUUUUUUAAUGUAAGUACUUAUUUUUUUUUUAGUUAAAAUAAUACAAUAAUAUAAUUAAAUAAUUUGUAAUUAAAAUGUACUUAUGUAUACAACUUUUAAAACUAUUACUUAAUUUUUAAACAAAUAAUAUAUAUUUUUUCUUUGAUUUCUAGUAAAAAUAACAAAUUAUAUUUAAAAAAUUAAAAAAAAAACUAAAUAAUUUGUGAGCUUUAUCCAGUACUUAAAGUAUUAAAUUUAACUUAAAUCUAAAAAAAAAGAAAAUGUUUUAAUUCUAAUAAAUGGUUUUAAAUACCAUAUCUUGUCUUUAGGUAAAAAAAGGAAAAAAAAAUAUUCUAUUUUUUUAUAUCCUUAAGUAAGAGUAAGUAGUAUGUUUGUAUAAAUAAAAAAUAAUAAGAAAAAAUAUGUUUAAUGGAAAAUAAGCAUAUUUUGUUUUUUGUUGAAAAAAAAUGAUUCAAAAUAAAAUUUAUACUUAUAUUUACUAAUACUUAUAAGUGAAAUCUGAACAAAAUGAAAAUCAGAAAAAAAAAAACAAAUUUAUAGAAAAGUCAUUGUUGUGAUUGAGUACUUAUCAGGUUGGGAACAAUACAAACUUACAUUUACAUAAACAACUCAUGUACUUGAAGACAGAUAGAAAAUGUCUAGUAGGUAUUUACAAAAUACAUACAUUUAUAAGUUACAUAGCUACAAAUAAACUAUAAAUACAGAUUACAGCUUAAAGAGAAAAAUAUUUUAAUAAAAGAAAAAA